AUAAAGAAAAAUUGUUAGUAUCAAACCCACACAUAAGACCAAAAAACAACAACAAUAGUAAUAUUAUUAAUAAUAAUGCACUGAAGGUGUAAGGCUGGUGCUCCUGGCAAACAUUACCCAGGGUGUAGUUAAAGACCAUCUACGGUGGCCAGUGUUGGCCAAAAUACCCAGAAAAUGUAAAUCAGUUCAAGGUAACUGUUGACUGGAUUAGAAAACUCUAUAACAGUCAAUGAGGGUAACGAGGAGCGGUGAUAACCCGGUUCGUAUGAAAACAGCGCAGGUAACUGACUGAUCAUUAUUCAUUUGCAGCAAUAGUUGGUUCCUGCUCCGUUGCAUGGUGGAUGCAGGCGGCCGGAUGAGUUUAACGGAGUGUUUCUGUUUGCUAGAAGAGCUAGCUGCAUGCUAACUUCCUGUCCUGUGUGUGGAUAUGGAGGACAAGAAUCAGCCGGAUCCAGAAGAACUGGAUCGGGCUAAAAUCUUCUGGGCCGAGAAGAAGGAUGUGGAUGAACUGUUCAACGAUGUGUUUGGAUACCUGGAGCACCUGAAGACCGUUUUGAAAAGUAGCACGGCAACAGAAAAAGAGUACCUUCAGGCCCUGAGGCUCCUGGAGAUCCUGGACUGCUCCCCCUCCUCCUGUCUUCAGGACCAGGACUCCUCUGUGGUUCAGGUGGUGAUCGGGUCGGGUGAGCUGCUGCCAGCAGACCUUCCUGAUCCCAGCCCCCCCUUUGCUCCGCCUGAGGAGUCCAGCAGCUGUGGGCGUCCCCCUGCUGGCAUAGAGGAGUUACUGCCUCCCCUGGUUCCCGUUCAACUGCAGUACCAGCCUCACCAAUGCUGCAAGGCGUGUCUGCCCUCACUACCCAGAAUGCCUCAGCCCACGCUGCCGUUCUGGGGCCAGAACCCACUCAAGGUGCCUUUGCUGUGCGGCUUCAAGAGGCUGAUGUCGCAGCCCGGAAGGGGCGGGUCCCCGAGUGGCGAGGAGGAGGAAGAGGAGGAGGAGGAGGCGGCCUGUGACGUCGUUUACAAGGCGCCGUGUGGUCAAAGUCUGCGCAGCUUUGAAGACGUGAUGCUCUUCCUGGUGGCGACGGAAAGCUACGACCUCCUGCAGGUCGACUUCUUCACCUUCAACCCCUCCGUUGAGUUGGACCCUCCCUCGGUAUCGGACGCUCAGAUCCUAAUCAAGGACCUCAGCCGGGGUUUGGAGCCGACGCCGGUGGAGCUGUGCGCCCCAAACGUCGGCUCUCGGCCCCCCGAGUUCCGCUACAGGAAGGACCGCUGGCCGCACGGCUGCUUCCUGAGCCAAGGCCCGACGCUCUUCAGCGCCUGCUGUGACUGCACAGACGGCUGCAGCGAUGCCCGGAGCUGUGCAUGUGUCGCCAUGACUACCAGGGGGCGGGGCUACAGCUACCGCCGUCUGCUACAGCCUGUGGAGUCGGGGCUGUUUGAGUGUGGACCGUGGUGCGACUGCGACCGCGCUCGUUGUCAGAACCGGCUGGUCCAAAGGGGCAUCAGGGCGCGGCUGCAGGUCUUCCAGACGGAGGACCGGGGCUGGGGCGUCCGCUGCCGCGAUGACCUGGACCGGGGCACCUUCGUGUGCAUCUACGCAGGCGUGGUCCUGCAGAAGGUGCUGAGCCCUGAUGAGCUGCCCCCGCCGAAGCUGACCAGAGCGGACCUCCCGUCCGACGAUGAGGUGGAGGUCGUGACGGAAUGGCGAGCCCCACCCGUCCUGGAGGAGCGCAGAAACCUAGUGGACACGCCUCCACCCUGCCCCAACGUCCCGGUGAUCCAGACGCCUGCAGAGGCCUCCGCUCCACCCCUGGACCAGCAGGUGCAGACGGUGGUGGUUGGAGGUCCAGACCUACUUUCUUCCUCCACAGGAGAUCGCACACAGCAAAUGAAGAUCCGCGUGACGACGGGCGGUCAGGCUGAGAACAGAACAAAGAGGGAGCAUCAGAGAGGUGUGAAGAGAGCCGCCAUCAUGGAGGGCGUUUGUUUUGUGGACGCCAGCAAGGAAGGAAACGUCAGCCGCUUCAUUAACCACAGCUGCCAGCCGAACCUGUUCAUCCAGAACGUCUUCAUCGACUCCCACGACCCCGUCUUCCCCGUUGUGGCCUUUUUCACCAGAAGGGCAGUAAAGGCUGGCACUGAGCUCACCUGGAACUACGCCGCCUACACACCUGGCCUCCCGCAGCAGAAACAGGAAGUGCCUUGUCUGUGUCGCAGUGAUAAGUGUCAACAAUGGCUGCUCAUUGACGAUGACGUUUCCUGUUUGUUAUACAACAACGAAAAUACUGGAAUGAAAACCCUGUGAUGCUUUUGGAUUCUUACUACUUCUUUUUUUUUUUGGAUAGAUUUGUAAUAAAUACUUUUGAAACAGAAA
Molecule: messenger RNA, 2377 nt
Organism: Oryzias latipes (Japanese medaka)
Lineage: Eukaryota; Metazoa; Chordata; Actinopteri; Beloniformes; Adrianichthyidae
Source: RefSeq, a predicted model, not a curated record